AUGAAGUUCUCCGCUGUCACUCUCAUGGCCGCCCUGGCUGCGGCUUCGCCCACCAACAUCAUCAGCGCUCGCAACGAGCUCGCCCGUCGCCAGGCGGCCGAGGCUUGCAACAUCGGUUACUGCACGGAGAACGGCGGUACCACAGGAGGUGCUGGUGGUGACACGGUCACUGUCAAGAGCGCUGAGGAGCUCGUUGCCGCCGCCAAGCAGGAGGGUCCCUUGACCAUCAUCGUUUCUGGUGCCAUCACUGGCAGUGCCAAGGUCCGCGUUUCCGCUGACAAGACCAUCAUCGGAGAGAAGGGCAGCUCUCUCACCGGUGUUGGUUUGUACAUUCGCCAGGUCAAGAACGUCAUCGUUCGCAACAUGAAGAUUGGUGGCGUCAAGGCCACCAACGGCGAUGCUAUCGGUAUCGACGAGUCUCUCAACGUCUGGGUUGACCACUGCGACCUCAGCGGUGACUUGUCCGGAGGCAAGGACGACCUGGACGGUCUCCUUGACGUCUCUCACGGUGCCGACUGGAUCACCGUGUCCAACGUCUACUUCCACGACCACUGGAAGGGAUCUCUCGUCGGACACUCCGACUCUAACGGCAGCGAGGACAAGGGCAAGCUCCACGUCACCUACGCCAAUAACCACUGGUUCAACGUCAACAGCCGCGCCCCUCUCGUUCGCUUCGGUACCGUCCACAUCGUCAACAACUACUACGACAAGCUUCUCCUGACCGGUGUCAACUCUCGCAUGGGUGCCCAGGUCCUUGUCCAGAGCUCCGCCUUCAACCAAUGCCCCGCCAAGGCCAUCUUCUUCGCCGACUCCAAGGAGACUGGUUACGCUGUCGUUGAGGACGUCGACCUCGGUGGCUCUGAGAACUCUCUUCCCAAGGGCACUCUCACUUCCGCCUCCCUUCCCUACAAGAUUGCCGCCCUCGGCUCCGCCAAGGUUGCCGGUACCGUCCCUGGCGCUGCUGGCCAGAAGUUGUAA
Messenger RNA from Colletotrichum karsti, 978 nucleotides. RefSeq lists its product as uncharacterized. Gene Ontology annotation, molecular function: pectate lyase activity. The transcript has 4 exons. The record is from RefSeq and is a predicted model, not a curated record. Bases 1 to 978 code for a protein of 325 amino acids. Lineage: Eukaryota; Fungi; Ascomycota; Sordariomycetes; Glomerellales; Glomerellaceae.